Messenger RNA from Onychomys torridus (southern grasshopper mouse), 914 nucleotides. RefSeq names its product protein RoBo-1-like. The record is from RefSeq and is a predicted model, not a curated record. The transcript has 6 exons. Lineage: Eukaryota; Metazoa; Chordata; Mammalia; Rodentia; Cricetidae. The coding region runs from base 73 to 783 and encodes 236 amino acids.
ACAUUCCUUCCCUGGGAAGGAAGACCCCUCCCCACCCCCCAUGCCUUGAUAGAGGUGUUAACAGAAGUCACCAUGGCUUGGUCCUGCAGCCUGAAGAGCCUCCUUACACUCCUUGUCUUUACCACCUUCGAUGUCAGCUCUGAGGAGAGUUACCAGUGUACAGCACAUCAAUGUGGAAAUGAAACAUGUCCUGAGAAUGCAGACGUUUGUACAACCACUAAAGGCUGCUUCAACCAAAUGCAGAAAUUUGAUGCACCAGAUACAUACCAAAUGUUUAAGCAUAAAGGGUGUGCUGAAGAAACCAACACAUGCAGUGAACUGGAAUUCUCGGCAACGCUGGGGGCUCAACGGAGGUUUACAUAUGUGAACCGGUGCUGCACAUCUGAGAAAUGCAACCAAGAGGACAUAACUCUAUCUCCACUGCCUGCAGAAGCCAACGGUGUUCAGUGUCUCUCCUACUAUAUGGAGCCAGGCAUGCUGAAUAUCCCAGUUCUCCUGAACUGCACAGGAAAUGAGACAAAGUGCGGUUUGGUUAUCGGCACAGUAGUGGGAAGCAGCAACUUCUUUUCCUUGGUGAUGGCCGGAAUGGGCUGUGCGACAGAAAGUGCCUGCAACCGGACUGUGACUGUCCUCAACAACACAAACAUCCGCACCAUCUGCUCGGAUGAGUUCAUUGUAUCUCCAACCCACCCAUCAGUUCCGGAUAGCACUGGUUUUCGACCUACAGCCGUCUCAGCAGUACCAAUUCUGAUUACUCUCCUCCUGCUGAAAGUCUUGUUUUGAUCUUCCAGGCUUAGGCAGUCCCAUAGUACUCCACACACACUUGUCGGGCGUCCUUCAAUGUAGGAGAAUUAAAAGCUGGCGAUUGCUUGGCUUGUUUGUAUUUCAGCGUAAAAAAACCCCACUCCAUUUUC